CUCAAGGGUAUUCCCGAGGGUAAAUCUUCGGGUGGUAGUACAUAGACAUUGAUCGAGUCAUGCGUCUGGUUUGAAACAUUUCCGGAUCAUAGUAGUCUGCGAUGUCUGGCUCGCUCGUUGGAGAGGGGUCUCGCCUGCGUGUAGGAGCCUGCUUUGGUGAUAAGUACUGUUCGGAUGGUGGUGCACUGAAUGUUGGGCGAAAAGCGGGUGCAUCUGAUCUCAUUGUACUAGUCGUAGGUGUGUCUAAUCUCAUGGUGUUCUGUGCUACGACAUCUGAAUCGUGGGAGAUUGACCUGCUUGCUGUAGGGACAUCGUCCUCUGCAUUUUGCAUGCAGUUUCCAAGGCCCAUGCCAUCCAUGUCUCUCUGUAUAUGUUCUUUCACCUUAUUGUGUGUAGGAGCUGUGAUAGAAGGACUAGGUGAAGGUGUCUGCGUAGGAGUCUUACUCCCAGAAGGUCCCUCUCCAAAGAGCUUAAAAACCAAGUGCUCAAUAGCAAAUCUCAUGGUAGAUCCAACUUUCAUUCCAUGGUCCAUCUUAAAGUGA
This is a messenger RNA of Olea europaea var. sylvestris, 542 nucleotides long. RefSeq lists its product as uncharacterized. Bases 102 to 542 code for a protein of 146 amino acids. Lineage: Eukaryota; Viridiplantae; Streptophyta; Magnoliopsida; Lamiales; Oleaceae. The record is from RefSeq and is a predicted model, not a curated record. The transcript is spliced from 2 exons.